Molecule: messenger RNA, 2257 nt
Organism: Manis pentadactyla (Chinese pangolin)
Lineage: Eukaryota; Metazoa; Chordata; Mammalia; Pholidota; Manidae
Gene: WDR1
Product: WD repeat domain 1
Exons: 15
Coding region: 211-2031 (606 amino acids)
Biological process (GO): sarcomere organization; locomotion; positive regulation of actin filament depolymerization
Cellular component (GO): cortical actin cytoskeleton
Molecular function (GO): actin filament binding
Source: RefSeq, a predicted model, not a curated record
GCUUCCGGGUUUGGCGAGACCGCAGCGGCAGCGCGCAGGGCAGGGCGCGAGCCGGCCUCGGAGUCCCGACCUCGGACCGCCCCCUCCGCGCCCGGCACGCCCGGCGCCUCCUUCUGGCCCCGUACCCGGCUCGGCCUCCGCCAGGUCUGGUCACGGUGCGGGCGGCCCCGGAACCUCUCGGCGAGCGCGGCUCGGUAACAAGUGGCGACGAUGCCGUUCGAGAUCAAGAAGGUGUUCGCCAGCCUCCCCCAGGUGGAGAGGGGCGUCUCCAAAAUCAUCGGCGGCGACCCCAAGGGCAACAAUUUUCUUUACACCAAUGGAAAGUGCGUCAUUCUAAGGAACAUCGACAACCCAGCCCUUGCCGACAUCUACACGGAGCACGCCCAUCAGGUGGUGGUGGCCAAGUACGCACCCAGCGGAUUCUACAUCGCCUCUGGAGAUGUAUCUGGGAAGCUGCGAAUCUGGGAUACCACGCAGAAGGAGCAUCUCCUGAAGUACGAGUAUCAGCCUUUUGCUGGGAAGAUCAAGGAUAUUGCUUGGACGGAAGACAGUAAGAGGAUCGCAGUGGUCGGGGAAGGAAGGGAGAAGUUUGGAGCUGUCUUCCUGUGGGACAGUGGCUCUUCUGUGGGAGAGAUCACGGGACACAACAAAGUCAUUAACAGCGUGGACAUCAAGCAGAGCCGGCCAUACCGGCUGGUGACUGGCAGUGACGAUAACUGCGCCGCGUUCUUUGAGGGGCCACCGUUCAAGUUCAAGUUCACAAUUGGCGAUCACACCCGCUUUGUCAACUGUGUGCGAUUCUCUCCCGACGGGAACAGAUUCGCCACGGCCAGCGCUGACGGGCAGAUACACAUCUAUGACGGGAAGACAGGAGAGAAAGUGUGCACCCUGGGAGGAAGCAAGGCUCACGAUGGAGGGAUUUACGCUAUUAGUUGGAGUCCUGAUAGCACCCAUUUGCUUUCUGCUUCCGGAGACAAGACCUCUAAAAUUUGGGAUGUCACUGUGAACUCUGUCGUUAACACGUUUACCAUGGGCUCCAACGUUCUGGACCAGCAGCUGGGCUGCUUGUGGCAGAAGGACCACCUCCUCAGCGUGUCCCUGUCCGGGUACAUCAAUUACCUGGACAGAAACAACCCCAGCAAACCCCUGCGGGUCAUCAAGGGUCACAGCAAAUCAAUCCAGUGUCUGACGGUGCAUAAAAACGGAGGCAAGUCCUACAUCUACUCUGGGAGCCACGAUGGACACAUUAAUUACUGGGAUUCAGAGACUGGGGAGAACGACUCCUUCGCUGGGAAGGGCCACACGAACCAAGUGUCCAGGAUGACCGUGGACAGCGCCGGGCAGCUGGUGAGCUGCAGCAUGGAUGACACGGUGCGGUACACCAACCUGACGCUGAGGGACUACAGUGGACAGGGCGUCGUGAAACUGGACGUCCAACCAAAGUGCGUGGCUGUCGGCCCCGGAGGCUAUGCAGUGGUCGUGUGCAUCGGGCAGAUCCUCCUGCUGAAGGAUCAGAGGAAAUGCUUCAGCAUUGAAAACCCCGGCUACGAGCCUGAAGUCGUGGCCGUGCACCCCAGCGGUGAAACAGUGGCUGUUGGGGGUGCGGACGGGAAUGUCCGCCUGUACUCCAUCCUGGGCACCUCGCUGAAGGACGAGGGCAAGCUCCUGGAGGCCAAGGGCCCCGUGACCGAUGUGGCGUAUUCCCACGACGGCGCCUUCCUCGCCGUAUGCGACGCCAGCAAAGUGGUCACUGUCUUCAGCGUUGCUGACGGCUACUCGGAGAACAAUGUUUUUUAUGGACACCAUGCAAAGAUCGUCUGCUUGGCCUGGUCACCGGACAACGAGCACUUUGCCUCUGGUGGCAUGGACAUGAUGGUGUACGUCUGGACCCUGAGUGACCCCGAGACCAGGGUCAAGAUCCAAGAUGCACAUCGACUCCACCACGUCAGCAGCCUGGCCUGGCUGGACGAGCACACGCUGGUCACGACCUCCCACGAUGCCUCUGUCAAAGAGUGGACAGUCACCUACUGAGGACGCCCCCUUUGGACAGACCGAAUCAGGGACUAGAGUCUAACCGCAGCAGAACACAUCUAAAUAUCCUGUAACGUGCCCCCGCGCCCCCGCCCGGCUCAGGAGGGAGGGGGCCUCACGACUGCCCCCGUCUCUCUGCAGGGUGUUCGUGUCUGUACACGUCCUUCCGAAAGCUUUAGACGGUGACGGUUUGCACAUGAGAAAUAAAGCAAGCGCUUAAACAGUG